This is a messenger RNA of Xiphias gladius (swordfish), 4282 nucleotides long. It is a transcript of the gene cpm, whose product is annotated as carboxypeptidase M. The coding region runs from base 115 to 1509 and encodes 464 amino acids. Gene Ontology annotation, cellular component: cell surface. Gene Ontology annotation, molecular function: metallocarboxypeptidase activity; zinc ion binding. The record is from RefSeq and is a predicted model, not a curated record. NCBI's taxonomy places the organism in Eukaryota, Metazoa, Chordata, Actinopteri, Istiophoriformes, Xiphiidae. The transcript is spliced from 10 exons. Gene Ontology annotation, biological process: proteolysis.
ACGGACACAGACUCCUCUCUAAGCUGUCUGUCCUCCGCAGGGAGCGGGAGACUGGCCGGUGUGGUCCGGAUCGGCUACGGCGCACGACCCCGGCGGACAGGUCCCACUGCGGUGAUGUCGUCCCCCCUCCUCCUCCUCCUCCUCCUCCUCCCCUUCCUCCUCCUCUUCCUCGCCCCCGCCCUGACGCUGGAGUUCCGUUACCACAGCAACCGUGAGAUGGAGCAGUACCUCCUCCAGCUCAACGCCUCCGACCCUGACAUCACGCACCUGUACAGCAUCGGCCAGUCCGUCAAAGGUCAGCAGUUGUGGGUGUUGGCUCUGGGUCUCAGCCCUCAGCGUCACGCCGUCGGCAUCCCGGAGUUCAAAUAUGUGGCUAACAUCCACGGAAAUGAGGUUCUCGGCCGAGUGCUGCUGCUCCAGCUAAUCGACGACCUGGUGCGCGGUUACCGCGACAGCGAAACGUGGGCGCUGCGGUUACUGAACAGCACCCGCGUCCACAUCCUCCCAACCAUGAACCCCGAUGGCUUCGAUGAAGCGGGCACACAUUGCCAGUACAGCCAGGGCAGGUUCAACUACAACGGCGUGGAUCUGAACAGGAACUUCCCCGACGCCUUCGCUGGUCUCCGGAGGCAACGGCCGCUUGACGAGGAGAAGAGGGAGGCAGAGGUCAGGGCCGUGAUUGGCUGGCUGAGGACGGAGAGUUUCGUCCUCUCCGCGAACCUUCACGGGGGAGCUCUGGUGGCCAGUUACCCGUACGACAACAGCAACGGAGGCGGCGAGCUGGUGGGCGGAGCCAGCGUCACCCCGGAUGACGACGUGUUCGUGCACCUGGCCAAGGUGUACUCCCACAGCCACGCCUCCAUGCACCGGGGCGACCGCUGCGACGACAGCACGUCGUUCCUGGAGGGCAUCACCAACGGGUACCAGUGGUAUCCGCUGACGGGUGGGAUGCAGGACUACAACUAUGUGUGGGCUCAGUGUUUGGAGGUGACUCUGGCUUCCUCGUGUGUGUGUUUACCUGCCUCCUCUGGUAUUAAACUGAAACUGAACCAGGACAAUAGUAACCCGAUACUGUUUGUGUGUGUUUGUGCGUGCCUGCGCUUGUUUUCAGGGGUCAAAGGUCGUGUGUUUGACGGCUCUGGAGUCCCGGUGCAGAACGCAGUGGUGGAGGUCAAAGGUCGCAGGAAUAUGUGUCCGUUCAGGACCGACCGACAUGGAGAAUACUACAGACUGCUGCUGCCUGGAAACUACGUGUUCACAGUGACGUACCCGGGCCACGAGGUUUUGACGGAGACACUUGACGUCCCGUAUGGUCCCGAUCGCUUCUCUGCCAUGAAACACGACUUCCUGUUACGACGCACCCCGGCCAACCCCACCCAAGCUAACCCCACCCCUAGCUGCAACUACACCUCACCCCUGGAGGCGGGCGGAGCCGUCAGCAGGCCCACAUGGACGGGGCUAGGUGCGGGGCUCGGGCUCGUGGCGGCGCUCCGGUCCGUGAUCGGCUGAGGCGGCCCGGUGCUCAGUGUUGCCUCUGGUCAGCGGGGGGUCGCAUUUUCAGUCCCGGCGGCGACACCUGACCCGCGCGCUGCGGCGUCUCCGAGCAACACUGAACCCUCAACCUGCAAGAACAAAAAGAACACGUGGUCCGCCAGAGGUUUCGACGCCAGGGUUUGUCGCGGCCAAAAAAAAAACCAAAACAUUUGAGGGCAAAGGGGCGAAGCCAGGUGGGAGCGUAAAGCCCCGGUCACAGCAGAAAGCGGCAAAGUUCGUGUCCAUGGUAUCCUCGCAAAAUAGGUGGUGCCGGACGCUGAGGAACGUGGGAACUGCUCACAGUGGAGAAAGGCACAGAUGUAAAUAAAAAAAAAAUUUAAAACAAUGACAGCUGAAAUCCAUUUAGCUGCUUCAGGCUCAAGGUCCUGGUGCGGUUGAUGCUGGCUCGCUGUCCCGGCUCACAGGGACGCUGGAAUGUUUUCAGUAACACCUGUGCUUUUCCUAUUAUGAGUCCAAACAUUCGGGGUAACUGACAAACCACAGCCAAGCCGGUCACUAACUGGACAAAAAGUUCACACAGCUUAUUCAAGAAGACGUAUGUGUAUCAUCUUUUUUCGUGCUCCGUCAAAGGAGGGUGCGUAAAUUUGAUGCCUAUAAGCUACAAUAGCUUCCUCUGUUCUGGACUCUCGGGCUCGUCGGCAGCGUCAAAGGUCGCCGGCGUCGAGACGUUUUUUUGGUAUCGGUCGGCGGCGGAAAUUUGAGCUCGACACAAAAGGUUUGCACGGCUUCGCUUCGCUCUGCAGUGUGAGUCACGGCUUCCGGCGAUUUCGCUUAAAAAAAAUCAUUUACUUUGCCGCAACAUUUCGUCGUUUUAAACGCUGCCGUGACUGAGCCUUAGAGAAAUGUUCCCUGACUGAAAUUAACUCGUGAAUAAUUGUGGAAGGGGAGAGUAUUGACUUUGUAUUUCUACGGAGAAGUUGGGGUUUUUCCUAUUUCCAUUAACGUAGACCCGGCCUGAACCUCUAAGAGCGGGAAAAACUCCGAAACAAAAAAUUAGGAUUUAAAGGAAAAGACAGAGGAACCUCAGGAGAGUUUCAACAAAAACAAAAAAAAAAUAAAGUACCAAUACUAGGAACAUAAAGUACAACUUUCCUACGCUAUAGAGACCAGCUUCGCACUCCCACCGGAAUAGCCAGGUUUCAAAUCUGGCGAUGAACUUCCUCAAAAGGCAGCUGAGAGUUUAUCGUACUCACAGGAGGAAAAAGCUCCUCUGCCUGGGGGAUUUCAUCUCAGGGAAAACGAGACGUCUUCCCUGCCAAGAGGUCACGGCGUGUGGAGGCGCGCAGGGAGGGGUGGGGCUCAUUGAGUGUGGGGGCGCUCUUUAAAAUGAGCUCUUUUCAGAAAGGGCGGUGUUUUCAGACGGAGGACGGGGCGGGACGGUAGACGAGGGUGGAAAUUACUGAGCGUUACUCAUCUGUCCGGACUCACCGAGGUGUGUUUGGUGCACGGCGCCGGAGGGUCGUGCUCGGGCAGGCGCUCAUCCUCUCUGCUGAUUUCAUCACAUUCACGCCCACAGGGCAGUUCAGUCCCGUGGCUUGAGACUGCCACAGGGUGGCAAAGUUAGUCUGGGGGGGGCACAAGAUGAUUAACAAGACAGGAAAUAACAGGAAAAAAAAUCCCAUUUCUGCGACACAAAUUACGAUUAUUUUCUUUACUUUUUUCUGCUUGUUUUACUGUGAAAUACUGGAUAGUUCCAUGUCUUCAGGGCCUUUUAAACGUGUCAGGGACACAGCUGGACGCUGGGAUCCAGGUGAACUCGCUGCGACUUUAUUCCUGCACUUUACAACGAAAGCCUAGCAGGCUCGGCUUCUGUUCCUCUGCCGCUCCACCGCGUGGAGCUCCCCGACUCUACACGGCGAUGCACAGCCACAGAGAGAGUCGUACUUCCUCUGCUACUUCCGCCUCAACACCAGCUCGACCUUUUUGUCCGCUGGUUCAAAUCAACAAAACAGUAAAUAGUGACUUUCCAGGAAUAAAAGAGAGAGAGCAAGAGACUAAGUGCAGAAGGACAAACAGAGGACAACAGGUUGACGUAGAAAACAUAUGUAAACAUUAACAAACCAGGCAAAAAUGUAAAUAAUAAUAAUAAUAAUAAGAAGAAGAAUAAACCAAUUAUAAAGUAUGAUAAAUAUAAGUAACUUUAAUUUAAAGAAGUAAGUAAGAAAAAUAACUCAAAGGCACCACCUGGUGGCAGAAGCAGUGCAGCACAUCCACAGACGUCAGGACCACAUCGAACUGUGAACCUUGGAGCUUAAACACACGUUACCUCAGUAAAUCUGGAAACAUAACCGUUGCCCGAGUAUCGAGGAAUGAAAGCACAAUUACAAAUAAACCUGUCGACUGAAUUACAGUAAAAAAAAAAAACUGGUACAAAAUAAGUCACAAGCCAAAAAAGGUUGGGAGUCACUGAAAAAACCGGGACGACCUGACGACCGGGAAUCAAACCUGUGACCUCCAUCUGAACCCUCGGCCGCAGCUCGGUACGGUAUCUGCACGCGGCAUAUAUGUGAGUGCAGCAUCUAGAUGGAUGUGUAUCAAGUGCAGAGCGUCGUCCCAUAACCGAAGGACAGGCGCGUUUCCCGUUUUAACGCGGGGUCAGAGGUCAGGGGGCGCCCUCACUCGUCCUGCCCAGCAUGGGUCUACAGAUCGGACUCGUUUCACUCAUCCUCAGGACAGAAACUCACCGGCCUUCUGCAGGUUUUCGUUCCCCUCUUUCAAACCUUAUUUU